UGGCAUGUAUGUAAGUGUGUGUCAGAUUGCAGGCAUGUCUCGCAGGAGGAAGGAUCGUCUGCGAAAGACUGUGUGUUUCUCUGUGAUCUUCAUCUUCCUCAUCCUCAUCCUUAUCCUCAUCUGCACAGUCAGGCUCCUGAAGCAGGAUGAGUGUGAGGCUGGGAUGUUCAGGAAAGCAGCUGUGGCUACAGACUCGCUAACAUGCUCCACCAUCGGCCGUGAUAUCCUGCACUCUGGAGGUUCAACUGUAGAUGCUGCUAUAGCUGCUUUAAUAUGUACAUCAGUUAUAAAUCCACAGAGUAUGGGCCUUGGUGGAGGAGUGAUAUUCACCAUCAGGGAGAAAAAUGGUACAGUGAAGAUCAUUAACGCAAGGGAAACCACGCCGAAGAACUUUAAAGCAGAUCUGCUCUCCAGGUGCUCUGACACUUCAGGUGUGCACUGGGUUGGGGUUCCUGGAGAACUGCGUGGUUAUGAGUACGCUCAUCGUCUGUACGGUCGUUUGUCCUGGAAACGUUUGUUUGAGCCGACGAUUCGUCUGGCCAGAGACGGGGUUAAGCUCUCUACCCUCCUCAGUCAAUACCUGUCUGUCUUUAAGGGGCACCAUACAGCACUGAGUUUGUUUAUGCACCCAGACGGAACGUUGUUGAAGGAGGGCGACACAGUGAAGUUUGAGAAACUCGCUAACACGCUGGAGAAGAUUGCUAAUCGUGGAGCUGAAGAGUUUUACAGUGGAGAUGUUGCUCAGGCUCUCGUCAGAGACAUUCAGGCAGCAGGUGGAACUCUCACACUGGAGGACCUGAAGUCGUUUAAGGUCACUGAAUCAGUAGCCUGGAAUGUUUCCUUAAACGAAUAUAAGAUGUUCUUUCCUCCUCCACCAGCAGGAGGCGCCAUACUCAGUUUCAUCCUCAACAUCAUGCAGGGUUAUAAAAUGAACCCUAGUUCUAUACAUGAUGACACGAGGGUGCUAGCAUACCAUCGCUACGUCGAGGCAUGUAAAUUCGCUAAUGGAGUGAAGCAGUUUAUCAAAGACCCAAAGUUCUCUUCAGAUAAGGAAGCACUUGCUUUGAUUAAGAUGGAGUUUGCUGACCGUGUCAGGGCGAUGAUCAGCAAUAAUAUUACCCAUGAUACUGAGUACUACAGCGUCACACCACAGACUGACACACAGGGAACCACACACAUCUCUGUGCUGGAUGAAUAUGGGAACGCCGUCUCUGUUACCAGCACCAUCAACAGCAUAUUUGGAUCGGGAGUUUUAUCUUCUAGCACAGGAAUCAUCCUGAACAAUGAGCUUGCUGACUUCUGUGGCAGAACGAAACGCAUUCACCCAGGAGAGCAGCCUCCCUCCUCCAUGGCUCCAGUCAUCCUCUACUCCCAGUCUAACAAGCACACUCUUGUAAUCGGAGCUUCAGGAGGCAGUAUGAUCACCACGGGCAUGGCCAUGGCGCUGAUUAAUUACCUGUGGCUGGGGAAAACUCUGAACGAGUCCAUCGCCUCACCUGUUGUAUACGUGAAUGGAAAAAACGAACUCCAGUUUGAGAAGAAAUUUGAUGAGCAUGUGAUUGAAGCUCUUCGGGCACUUGGUCACACCGACACACUAAGAGAUUAUUUCUUCAACGCAGUUAAUGCUGUAUCCAAGCACGAGGGCGAGUGUGUUAAUGCAGUUUCCGAUGACCGCAAAAUGGGUGAACCUGCAGGAUACUGAGCACCACACACACCUUAAACACCCAAUGCUAAACAGCACACACACAUUAAAAACCACAUACACUGAACACUGUUCACAUGUUCAUUAAACACCACACUCUUAACCCCACACACUGAAGAAUGCGCACACACACACACACACACACACACACAAUUAUAGACCCAAUCAGUCCCACACUUAACCUCACAAUUACAAGCAGAUGUUAAAAUAACAUUGAAUAUAAGAAUAAUCACUGAUAUUUUAUAUCUGAUUUAUCUAUACAUAGCUCUUUGACAUCUAGAAUUAAAUAGACUUUAAUAUCUUCUGAUUUAUACAUUUAUUUUUUUAUGCAAGUUAUGAUGAAUACUUUGUUUGAAAUUUCUUAACCUGACAUACUCUCACCCUGGCGUCUUUACCCUCACAUUCUCUCACCCUGGCGUCUUUACCCUCACAUUCUCUCACCCUGGCGUCUUUACCCUGACCUUCUCAACCCAAUCAUGACCUGAUUAACCCUUUCAGAACUUCCCUUAAUAACACACAGCAUUGUUUCCUGUUUUAUUUAAAAUCCAAAGUAUGUAUGUUACUGUGUAGGCUGUGUUUACAAAACUGUUGGAUUGGCCGUCAUUAAGAAUUGCGUCUCUCUAAAGGUGAUCAUUAUAGAGAAAUAAAGGACCAAAGGGCUGUGUCCUAAAUGCUCACACUGGACAGAAGCAUUCUUACUAGAAUUAAUUCUAUUGCGUAAACAUGGAUUUGUGCUCAAUCUGCUGUACACUGAUAUGCACUGCAUUAUGGGUAAUACACACUCUGCCAUCUCCAACAUCAGGAGGUCUGGUUCGAACAGAGCCUGUGUUCUCGGGUUCAGUACAGAGCUUUACAAUGACUGACGUUCUCAGAAGAACAUUAAGUAGAAUUCAACUGUAACGUGGGGAAAAAGCCAGACUUGACUUCAGAAUAUAAUAAUGUUUGUGUUUAACCUACCUCUGUUGAGCUUGCAUUUUAUUUCAUUUUUAAAUAAAAAUUUGCAAACACAGACAUUA
Messenger RNA from Neoarius graeffei (lesser salmon catfish), 2718 nucleotides. RefSeq names its product gamma-glutamyltransferase 5a (gene ggt5a). Gene Ontology annotation, biological process: inflammatory response; glutathione catabolic process; leukotriene D4 biosynthetic process. Gene Ontology annotation, molecular function: leukotriene-C(4) hydrolase activity; glutathione gamma-glutamate hydrolase. Bases 5 to 1702 code for a protein of 565 amino acids. NCBI's taxonomy places the organism in Eukaryota, Metazoa, Chordata, Actinopteri, Siluriformes, Ariidae. Gene Ontology annotation, cellular component: plasma membrane. The transcript is spliced from 12 exons. The record is from RefSeq and is a predicted model, not a curated record.